ACCCGAAGGGCCGUGGACUUUUUAAUCUCUAUCUGAGUUCUGAAGAGAAACAAGAAGUUUGUUAUAAAGCGGAAGAGUUCUCGAUUUUUAGUUUAUUUUCUUUAGUAUUUGCUUGCAUAGCUGCUUUUACUGGAUUGACUGAACCUGUUGUGGAGUAUCGGGGCAGCCUUCGCUCAUCAUGGCUCACUUUGGUUUUGAGAAUGACGUUCAGAACCUCCUGAAGCUGGACAUGCCCCUCACCAACGCCCCGAUGGCCAGGUGGCAGAGGAAAGCCAACACGUCCACCUUGUCCAGCUCGAACCCCCUGUCCCCGAACAAGAGCACCAACCGGUCUCAGAGCAUGUCCAAAACCCCGAACAAAACUCCGGGAAAGAAUGGCAAGAACCAAAUCACGCCCUCCAAGGCCGGAGGAGACCGAUUCAUCCCUGUGAGAAAUGCCAAGCAGAUGGAAGUGGCGAGUUACCUCAUCUCAAAGGAGAAUGAAGCGGAGGAACCCGUAUCUGUGACCACACAAUCCAGUCAGAAGGCCUGGUCUGUGACACUGAACGGAUGCGAUCUCGAAGAGGCCAAAAUCCUGCAUCUGGGAGGAAAACCACUUAACGCCCCUGAAGGCUACCAGAACAACUUGAAGGUCCUGUACAGCCAAGUUCACACACCCAUGUCUCUGAAAAAGAACCGCUACAUAUCUUCAGUUCCAGACAGGGUUCUGGAUGCCCCUGAGCUCCGGAACGACUUCUAUCUGAACGUGAUGGACUGGGGCAAGCUGAACGUUCUGGCCGUAGCUCUUUCGGAGCACGUGUACCUGUGGGAUGCUGCGCUGGGGCAGAUCGUGCUGCUGAAAAAGAUGGAGGAGGAGAAUGGCUACAUCUCCUCCCUCUCCUGGAGCAAAGACGGAAACUUCCUGGCCAUUGGGACGAGCGACUGCAAAGUGGAGCUGUGGGACGUUCAGUGUCAGAAGCGUCUGCGCAGUAUGGACGGUCAUAGUGCCAGAGUCAGCUGCUUGAGCUGGAACGAACACAUCCUGGCCAGUGGUUCCAGAUCUGGUUUGAUUCACCAGCAUGACGUCCGUGUAGCAGAUCAUCACCUGUCCACAAUGAGGGGUCACGUUCAGGAGGUGUGCGGUCUCUCCUGGUCUCCAGAUGGCCGCUAUUUAGCCAGCGGUGGAAACGACAACAUGGUGCACGUCUGGAGCCCCAGAUCUCCGGCGCCGAUGCACAUGUUCACUGAACACCAAGGAGCCGUGAAGGCACUGGCAUGGUGUCCAUGGCAACCGAGCAUCCUGGCAUCAGGAGGAGGAACCAGCGACCGACACAUUCGCAUCUGGAACGUCAACAGCGGCUCGUGCGUCACUUCCUGGAACACUCAGUCUCAGGUCACAUCUCUCGUGUUUGCACCGAACUACAAGGAGCUCGUAUCCGGUCACGGUUUCUCACACAACAAGAUCUUCAUCUGGAAAUAUCCCGCGCUCACUAAAGUGGCCGAGCUCGAAGGCCACGAAGGUCGCAUCCUGAACAUGGCCCUCAGUCCCGACAGCUCCGUCCUGGCCUCCAUCAGUGCCGACGAAACCAUCCGACUCUGGAAGUCCUUUGAGAAAGAUCCCACCAAAAAAGCCAAGCCUGCGAGCAGCAGCAUCCAGCAGCUGAUCCGCUGAGCGGCGUUUUAAUCGUGUUUAUAUCGAGUUAAGUUAUGUAUGAAUGAGUUCUUGUAAAUUUCGAAUAAAGGUUUUGUGUGGGGUUUUUCAUUCGCUUUGAAACUCUUCCUCCUUGAUCACAGGGUUUGUUUUUAUUUGGGAUCGUCCGUCUCGAACAUGCGCUCACUGCUGUUUUAGAAAUGAAGUGAGACUCUGCCUGAUGUGGGAACAAGAAGUUUUUAAUAUUCAGUAAAGUUUUUUUUUUUUUUUUUUGUAUAAUUGUUAUUCUUGAAUUCUUGAGAUGAUAUUUUAUGGAAGGAGUCUCCAGUGUUGAGUCUUCUGCAGGUUCUCAGCACAUCACCAGACUUAGUGCAGCUUUUAAUUUUAUUAACAUGAGCUAAUAGAGGCUGGUGAGGGAACGACUGUUUUAUAGUGGUUAUGAUGGCCAUGACGACAAACUUUUUCUUCCACACCAUUAAACGUAACCCUCACUGUAUAAAUGAUGUAUAAGUGUCACAUUGCUGUUGAAUGUGAGGAAUAAAACAUGCUGUUAAAGGAAAAUGACC
Hemibagrus wyckioides is the source of this 2196-nucleotide messenger RNA. It is a transcript of the gene cdc20, whose product is annotated as cell division cycle 20 homolog. Gene Ontology annotation, cellular component: anaphase-promoting complex. Gene Ontology annotation, biological process: anaphase-promoting complex-dependent catabolic process; positive regulation of ubiquitin protein ligase activity; positive regulation of anaphase-promoting complex-dependent catabolic process. The transcript is spliced from 11 exons. NCBI's taxonomy places the organism in Eukaryota, Metazoa, Chordata, Actinopteri, Siluriformes, Bagridae. The record is from RefSeq and is a predicted model, not a curated record. Gene Ontology annotation, molecular function: anaphase-promoting complex binding; protein binding; ubiquitin ligase activator activity. The coding region runs from base 179 to 1651 and encodes 490 amino acids.